GGAGGUGGCCCCACGCUAUACGUAUCGCGCUGACCCUUACGUGACUCUCUCGCGAGAAUUCGAAGUACCGCGCCUGCGCACUGCAGUAGCGCCUAGUGCCGGUGGCAGUUUGCCCGCGGGUGUGUGAAGAGAGACAGUCAGUGUGGAGGCCACAGGGUACUCGCCAGGAUGAGCAGCACCUUAGCUAAGAUCGCGGAGAUAGAAGCUGAGAUGGCUCGGACUCAAAAGAACAAGGCCACAGCACACCACCUAGGGCUGCUUAAGGCUCGUCUUGCUAAGCUUCGUCGAGAACUCAUUACUCCAAAGGGUGGUGGUGGUGGAGGUCCAGGAGAAGGUUUUGAUGUGGCCAAGACAGGUGAUGCUCGAAUUGGAUUUGUUGGUUUUCCAUCUGUGGGGAAGUCAACAUUGCUUAGUAACCUGGCAGGGGUGUAUUCUGAGGUAGCAGCCUAUGAAUUCACUACUCUGACCACUGUGCCUGGUGUCAUCAGAUACAAAGGUGCCAAGAUCCAGCUCCUGGAUCUCCCAGGUAUCAUUGAAGGUGCCAAGGAUGGGAAAGGUAGAGGUCGUCAAGUCAUUGCAGUGGCCCGAACCUGUAACUUGAUCCUGAUUGUUUUGGAUGUCCUGAAACCCUUGGGACAUAAGAAGAUAAUUGAAAAUGAACUGGAAGGCUUUGGCAUUCGCUUGAACAGCAAACCCCCCAACAUUGGCUUUAAGAAGAAGGACAAGGGAGGCAUUAAUCUCACAGCUACUUGCCCCCAGAGUGAGCUGGAUGCUGAAACUGUGAAAAGCAUUCUGGCCGAAUACAAGAUUCAUAAUGCUGAUGUGACUCUACGUAGUGAUGCUACAGCUGAUGACCUCAUUGAUGUGGUGGAAGGAAACAGAGUUUAUAUCCCCUGUAUCUAUGUGUUAAAUAAGAUUGACCAAAUCUCCAUUGAGGAAUUGGAUAUCAUCUAUAAGGUGCCUCACUGUGUACCCAUCUCUGCCCAUCACCGUUGGAAUUUUGAUGACCUAUUGGAAAAGAUCUGGGACUAUCUGAAACUAGUGAGAAUUUACACCAAACCCAAAGGCCAGUUACCAGAUUACACAUCCCCAGUGGUGCUUCCUUACUCCAGGACCACAGUGGAGGAUUUCUGCAUGAAGAUUCACAAAAAUCUUAUCAAAGAAUUUAAAUAGCAAACAACCCUACAUCUUUGAUGGCAGGAGACAAGACGUGAUUUAUGAACAGAAAAGCUCCUUCCAGAUCCUGCUGCCUUCAAGGUGACUGGUGCAAAGACCCACAUGGGGUUCUGAAGCACACAGCAAAGUUUUUUUUCCUUCUCUUAUCAGCUCUGAAUAGUUGAUAAAUAUCUGUGGGGAAUGAACCUUUUUUUUUUUCUUCUUUUUUUUUUAAGACAGGGACUAACUAGGGAGUGCAGUGGUAUGAUCUUGGCUCACUGCAAACUCCACCUUCUGGACUCAAAAUGAUCUCCCACUUCAGCCUCCAGCGUAUAGCUCAGACCACAGAUGUGCACUACCAUGCCCGACUGCAAUUUUUUUGUAUUACUAAUUUUUGUAUUAGACAGGAUUUCACUACGUUGCUCAGUCUGGUCUAGAACUCCUGAACUCAAGCAAUCCACCUACCUUGGCCUCUCAAAAGGCCUGGGAUUAUAGGUGUGAGCCACCACAUCCAGCUAGAAUGAAACUUUUUUUUUUUUAGACAAAUUCUUGUUCUGUCACGUAGGCUGGAGUUCACUGGCUUGAUCUGAACUCACUGCAACCCCUGCCUCCUGGGUUCUGGGUUCAAAUGAUUCUCCUGCCUCAGCAUCCCAGGUAGCUGGGACUACAGGUGCCUGCCACCAUGGCCAGCUAAUUUUUGUAUUUUUAGUAGAGAUGGGGUUUCACCACAUUGGCCAGGCUGAUCUCAAACUCCUGACCUUGUGAUCUGCCUGCCUCAGCCUCCCAAAGUGCUGGGAAUAUAGGCGUGAGCCAUUGAGCCUGGCCAAAUGAAACAUUUUUAAAAGUAAUGAUAGUUAUAAAACUAGAUUUGUCACUGUAUAGAAGCAAACCCCUCUGUUUCAGCCUUAGUUCAUAUUACUGAACUCCCCCACUGCAAGUUUCACUGGACUCCCCACUGUCUGACCCAGCCACCCCGUCCACUUCAUUUCCUGUCUCCCCACACCAGUUUCAUUUCUUUGAACGUACUAUAUAACCUCGUGUGCCCUGGCCCAUAAUCAUCUCUGCUGGAAUGUAUUUUCCCCAAUAUAAGGGCUUCACUAAAAUCCUAAAACUUAGACCGUGUCCUAAAAGGGAAAGACCUAAUAGGUAUGAAAGGCUACUAGGUCAGUUAUUCCUUUGGAAGGAACUCAAGGACAUUUAGGGCACACAGUGGUACAACACAUGUAGAAUCCAACAAGAAGAAGCCUUAAAGUCCUUCAUAGUCACUGAAGGUCACUGACCAUGCUUGUGAUGGAGGCAGCAGGGGCGGGGGAAGAGGAAUUCCCUCGAUGCACUGGUGCUGGUGACUUGGUCACUCGCUGUUGCCUGUGAACAAACCAAUUAUCAGCAUGAACCCCAGUGUGCUUAACUUCAAAUCUGCUAAACCUAUAUAAUACUCAAGACCAGCCUAGGAAUUUUAACAUCCCCUUUCCCUUAUCCAAUUCAAUUUCCCAAGCAUUUAGGCCCAACAUAUGCAGAAGCACAUGCUAAGGUCUGAGGGAAGACAAAAGCAAAAUGAAACAUGGUCCAGUCUUGUAAGAGCUCUCAGUCUAGUGGGGGAAGACAGUCACAUAGAGCAAACCAAGGCAUGUAGAUAUUAGGUACCAAUAAAGUACAAUGGGAAAAUGGAGGGGUUAGAAGGAGUGACAGGGCACUGCAGGGAUGCUGCUUGGGGAAGAAACUGCAUUAAACUGGGUGUGAUCAACAGAAAGCUGAAGAUGGAGAACAACAGUUCAGGCAGAACAGGUACAAGAACUUGGGAGGGGCUUGGGAGUUGUAGGGUUAUCCAGAGCUGGUGUAUAGUUUACUGUAGACUACACCAGUGAGGUACACUAGGGAGGGCCUUCACUCUUGGGUUGGCUGUGCUUCACUGGGCAGGGAGCAGCAAUAAUUAGCACAGUGCCUGGCAUAGAACUGAUGCUCUGUAUGACACUCGUUCAAAUCAAAUAUAGAACCAAAAGUUUCAGCUAUUUUAGGACUACUCUUGGUCUACAGAAGAUUGAUCUCAGGCCUCAAAGGUCAAGACCCAAAUAUAGUCAUUGACUUGAUCUGAAUCACAGAGAGAUGGAAAACCGAAAUUCAUGGCUUCUUUCUAGUUAGUACCCCACUGCUGCCAUACUGUGACUGUGAGAAUGACAACAUGGGCAGACAGAUCAGUACUGUUCUGAGUGACUAAAUGAUGAACCCCAAACUUGGGGGUACCACAUGACCUUUCAUUUUAGUAAACAUAUUUAAGCACCUGCUACAGACAUUGUUCCAGGUUCUUGGGAUACAGCAGUGAACAAAAGAAAAAAAAUCUCUGGCCUCAUAGAGGUUACAUUCUUGGGGCUGCAGGAUGGAGUGGGGUUACUACGGGCAGGGAGACAAAAAACAAAUAGCAUGCUAGACAGUGAUGAUACAAUUAAAACAAGCAAGGUAAGGGGAAAGGCAUGUUUGUUUGAGGGACACAACUAUACACAGGGAGAAACUGAGAGGCUGACAUUGAUCCAAAACAUGAAGGGUAGACUGACACUGACUUGCAUCUACUUGUUAGUUUUGAGUAAGCCACGUUUUAAAAACCUGAGUUUUCUGUAUCCGUAAAAUGCAGUUAUGUACCCCCUCAUCUACCUCACAGGGUUGAUGUUAACAUCAUAUAAAAUUCUGGGCCAGGUGUGGUAGCACAUGCCUGUAAUCCCAGCACUUUGGGGAUCAAAGCAGGUAAAGCACUUGAGGCCAGGAAUUCAAAACUAGUCUGGCCAACAUAGCGAAACCCUAUCUCUACUAAAAAUCUAAAAAAUUAGGAGUAUGGUAGCACAAUCCUGUAGUCCUAGCUACUUGGAAGGCUGAGGCAUGAGAAUCACUUGAACCCAGGAGAAGGAGGCUGCAGUGAGCCAAGAUUGUGCCACUGCACUCCAGCCUGGGCAACAGAGCGAGAGACUGUCUUCAAACAACAACAAACAAACACCCGAUGUUAAAAGUACUCUGAAAGUCACAAAUCACCAUCAGUGAAUACUAGGUAACUACAUUAUGCUAUAGAGAGAAAGCACGUGAGAGGGGUUCAGCAGAUGAGUCUGGAGCUCUCUGUUACAGUUGAGGUGUGCUAUAAAUAGGAUAUGUUUGUGUAAGGGUAUCUCCUGGUCUCAGUGUCUUCUGAAACGAUUAACAGGUAAAACCAGGGGAAGCAAAACACUGAGGCACUACGGUAGUAACUUUAAGAAUCACAUCAAAACAUUAAUUACCAAGUAUUUUAAGGGUGGACUAAACUGUAGUGUUGAGGGAUGUGUAUUUUGGUAAUAAAACUCAAAAAUAAUUAAGGUAGUGAUUACUUUCAAAGGCUGGACAGUGGACAGUUCUGAGGAGAAAGGGGUAUUAUUGGCACAGGGUGCAUGGAGGGCCUCUGAGAGGUUAACAAGGAAGUUUGCCUUAUAAUAAGCUACACAUUUGUUUUAUAUAGUUUUCUUUAUCUGUUUUAUUUUACGAUAAAACAAUAUUGCCAGUGCUUUCCCUUUUCUCCCCAACUUAUAAUUUCAUUUUACCACUUGUUGCAACUAAAAAAAGAGGAGAGCAAGCUCGGUCAUCUAUUUGUUAACAACUCUGAUCAACAAACCCAUCAGCUCUGGCCAAAACACUGUUGAUGUAGCAAACCUGCAUCAAGGGAGUUUGAUAAGAACAUCUCGUCUGUGGGGAAAGGAAUAAGGAGCUAUGCUAGUUCCAUUUGUAAAAAUGCAUUAACUGGUAGAAACAUCCUAAGAUUUUAAAAUAUAUUUACUCAUAACAAUCUUGAGGUAAAUUAGGCAAGCGAAAUCCCUUCCAAAUGGCUAAUUAGCAAACUCAAAGAAAAAAAGUAAUUUGUAAAUCAAGAACAGAAAUAAAACCAUAUAGAAUGAAAACGCUAUGCCCUUGCAGUAGCAUUUAAUCAUAUUUCCUCUAUUUAAUCUAUUUCUUCUAUUAAUUAGGAUUGGGAUGGAAUUUCUACCACAUACUGAACAACAUACCACAGUAUGUGCAACAGAAUUAUACUGCAGAUAAGUAAUUUGUUAAUUUCAGGAAAACUGUAUCUGUAAAUCUCCAUGAGUAGGAUUAGUAAUUUACCU
This is a messenger RNA of Callithrix jacchus (white-tufted-ear marmoset), 5267 nucleotides long. It is a transcript of the gene DRG1, whose product is annotated as developmentally regulated GTP binding protein 1. Lineage: Eukaryota; Metazoa; Chordata; Mammalia; Primates; Cebidae. The record is from RefSeq and is a predicted model, not a curated record. Gene Ontology annotation, molecular function: GTP binding; GTPase activity.